Molecule: messenger RNA, 646 nt
Organism: Nicotiana tabacum (common tobacco)
Lineage: Eukaryota; Viridiplantae; Streptophyta; Magnoliopsida; Solanales; Solanaceae
Source: RefSeq, a predicted model, not a curated record
CUCUCCACCAUUGUCCCCUUAUUUUUUCUUAAUCUCCAAAUUAUGGGAACCUUCAAGAAAAUUGGUCAAGGAGCUCUCCAAUUUAUGGGCCAUGCCAUCUCGAAAAUUGGUCAAAGUUUUCAGGGAAGAGAUGAGAAGAUUGACAAUGAAAUUAUAGAAAUAUGCUACGACAAGUAUUUUAGAUGGACGUCUGCUGAUUUUUACCAUGCAAUUUGCCAAACGGUCGAAGAAAUUAAUAGAAGGCAAGGGAGUACGCAAAUUAAGAUUCCAAGCACUACAACUCUAAUGGAAGUAUACAAAAAGUAUCACAAAGUGAAAGGAACAAAAUUGACAGAGGAUGAGUUUCGAAAAAUUCUUCGUGAACUAAUACAUGAAUCAGAAGUAAUUGGAUAUGGAGCCAAAGAUACAUUGUUUUAUCUAUUUGGAGUUCCUGUGACAGCAUUAUUCAUCAAGCAAAGAAUAAAGCCACAAGCAAUUUCAGAUGAGAUUUUCAUUCCUGCUGUUACUUCUGCUACUGUACUUGUUCUUGCCAAAUUCAAUAAGGUCUAAUAAUUCAAAACAAUUUCAUCAGUUUUACCGAUUCGAAUAUGUAUAACAAUCACUAAACUUCAGUCUCAAACAAGUUGAAGAACUGAUCCGUAUGUGU